This is a messenger RNA of Panicum hallii, 1863 nucleotides long. RefSeq lists its product as uncharacterized. Lineage: Eukaryota; Viridiplantae; Streptophyta; Magnoliopsida; Poales; Poaceae. Bases 363 to 1385 code for a protein of 340 amino acids. The transcript is spliced from 5 exons. Gene Ontology annotation, molecular function: nucleic acid binding. The record is from RefSeq and is a predicted model, not a curated record.
AUCGAUCAUCGAGACCCCGUGACCGAUCGACCCUGCACACGCCGUCAGAAGUCCAAUUCGUCUCCGUCUUCCACCAAGUUCCGACUCCGCCGCCUGUACGGAUGCCCAUGGCCUACACUACCGUUGCUUAAUCCCCGCUCCCUCCUCCACGGCUUCCAUGCCCUAGCUAGUUGCUGCUGCUUUGCUUCAGGUCAGGGUUUUCCUCCAUCGCCUCGCCAAUCUCAGCCCCCCUGCCCCAAUUGCUUCCCCCAAUUGCGGUUGCCGCUGGUCUAGGCUAGGGUUUCCCCAGCGGCCAUUCCGGCUCUCGGCAGGUUGAAAUUGAAUUGGCUCGCCGCUUCCUCCAGCAAUCGAAUCCAUCGGGGAUGGCCACCACCCAGUUCGCCAUGGUCGAGGAGCUGGCCUCGCUCAUCAAGGACAACCUGCACAGCAAGCACCUUAUCCUCUCCACCGAGGAGGCCCUCAUCGCCGCCCUCCAGGAGCUGCGCUGCGCCGACGACGGCGACAGCGACGGUGGAGAGGAGGACGGUGCGGCAGAUACCAUAGAGCUCCAGCCCGCCGGGGCCUACCACCGCCUUCUCUUGCAUCGCCUUGCUGAAAUCUACGGGUUCGCUCAUGAAUCAGUUGGUGAAGGAGAGGAUCGGCACUUGGUCCUCCAGCGCUGCCCUGAAACAGCCAUCCCUCCUGUCCUUAUUAGUGAUAUGUUAUGGAAGUUUGACAACACUGAUGAUUCCACAUCUGUAGAUGAUUCCAUAUCUGUUGUGCUAACCAGAAAUGAUACAGAUUCCCAAAAGCCUUGCAAGGUAGAUGUUGUCCAAGAAGAUACUUCUAUUAAAAAUUCGCAUCUGAAAGACACUACAGAUUUGAAGCCCCUGAAGCAGUCAGCGGUUUUUCCGGCAGCAUCACUGAAGGAGAGGGAAGCUGCUUAUCGAGCUGCUCGUGAGCGAAUCUUCUCUGGAGAUGAUCCCAAGGGAAAUGAUAAAUCAUAUGUGAAAUGUAGACAGGUUCCUGUUGUUGCUCAACGGAUGAUAGCACAUGCGCUUGGUAAAAAAGUUCAAAAUCCCACAGAGACAGUUGCCUCGACAGAAGGCAGAGGAAAACACCUGCCAGAUGGGCCAAAAGUUCCAACACAUAGUAGGAAAAACUUCUACCCAAUUGCAACAGAUAAUAGCGAAGAGCAUAAUGUUCGAAAUGGUAAGCCAAACUCAGCCAGUAGGAAUUCAUAUCAAACUUCAUCCAGCCAAAGGUGCCGCACUGCUAACAGUAGAGCUGCUACCGCUGAGAGCUUGAAGAAAGAGCAGACUGGAGCAGCUAGAAGAAUGUUUGCACAUGCACUGGGGCUGUCUGCAGCUCAAGGAAGUUAUGGUGCACUGCCUAAACCGAAGUAAAGAUCCGGAGAUGAGAUGCCGUGAAUUGGAGAAGCUUUACAAUGCAUGCUAUGCCUGCGCUCUUUGUCCAGUCAUGCAUAUGGCGUGGGAUGAAUCUGUGAUGGUUGGUGCUCUUUUAAGUCCAUCUGCUGCUUCUGCGAAAUGGCUUUUGUGAUGUUGGUAGUAGAUGGAAUCUUGGUUGGAUGUUAACUAUUGGAGCGACACAGAGGGUAUGUGGCCCUGGUUGGUGGAAGAGCGUAAUUCGCCACACCCUUGAUCGAAGCAGCCUUAAGGCCUAAGCUCAGUUGGGGAAAGAGCUUGCCGGAUGCACAUUGCAUGCCAAGCUGAGCUGCGCAAGUGCUUCACUGGAGUGGAAGAAACAGUGUCGUCCUUGCUUAUACUAUGUUGUGUUUUGAGCUCCAGGCUGUUGCAAUGUGUACGUGUACUAGUAUGUUUUUGUAGAGACAUGUGUUAUAAUACUACAAUUAGACUUGCUGUA